Messenger RNA from Armigeres subalbatus, 2312 nucleotides. Its product is annotated as membrane-bound alkaline phosphatase-like. Gene Ontology annotation, biological process: dephosphorylation. The coding region runs from base 80 to 1660 and encodes 526 amino acids. Lineage: Eukaryota; Metazoa; Arthropoda; Insecta; Diptera; Culicidae. The record is from RefSeq and is a predicted model, not a curated record. The transcript is spliced from 7 exons. Gene Ontology annotation, molecular function: alkaline phosphatase activity.
CUGUUCGAUCAGUCAUUAUUCAGAUACGGUUGGUGGUUAUAGAUUCGUUUGAUUGGAUUGUUCUAACGCGUUGGAAAAGAUGAACUGGUUACGGUUUGAUGUGUCGUUGUGGAUAGUUGUGAUUAUAUGUGCACUCAAUGUGAUCGACAGCCAGGCCCACGAAGACCACGAUGCAAAUUUCUGGAAUCAGCAGGCGCAUGAUCUAUUGUUUGAGAAGAAGGAUUACACGAUGCAGAAAAUUAACAUUGCCAAAAACAUAAUCGUGUUUGUCGGAUCCGGGAUGUCGCAAGCAACCAUAACCGCCGCCAGAACCCACAACGGAGCGGAAAACGCUACGUUCGCGUUCGAACAACUGAAAUGGAGUGGUAAUGCCCGGACUUAUUGCGUCGAUAGUCGGGUGCCGGAUAGUGCUUGUGCUAGCACAGCUUUUUUGACCGGUGUGAAGGGUAAUCUGGGAACGGUUGCAGUCGAUCCCAUGGUGAAUCGAGGGGAAUGUGUGGCUACAAAUGAUAAAGUGAAACAUUUGGAAUCUAUUGCUAAAUGGGCGCUCAAUGCUGGACGAGUUGUUGGUUUUGCCACAACUUCUCGAGUGACCGCCGGCUCCAACGCAGCUCUCUACGCGCAUUCCGCGGAUAAAGAUUGGGAAAAUGAUGCCGCUGUGACUGCUGCUGGAUGCAACCCGACCGAGGUGAACGAUAUUGCUUAUCAGCUGAUAAAUGGCGAUGUUGGAAAGCACUUCAAGGUGAUCUUAGGAGGAGGACGCAAGAAUUUUAUUCCAAACACAGAAAUCGAUGAAAGCGGAGCGCCUGGUCUGCGUACCGACGGUAACAACCUUAUUGAACAGUGGAAAGAGUCAAAAACCGGAAAUGCAGUCUACAUCACCAACAAUACCGAACUGGGGGCGCUCGACACGUCCAACAUCGACCACCUCCUGGGCCUAUUCAGCUACGAUAGGCUGGCCUAUGCCGCUGACUUGAGCGAAGCGGAGAACAAUGAGAUCCCCCCGUUGGUGCGAAUGGUCCACUACUCGCUGGAGAUGCUGCAGAAAACGGAGCACAGUGGAGGUUUUCUGCUGUUUGUGGAGGACGGUAACAUCCAGGAAGCUCACAAGGAGAACAAACCGAACAAAGCAUUCGAGCAGGUGAAGCACUACGCCAAUGCUUUUAACAUGGCUCACAUGAUGGUGUCGGAGACGAAUACGUUGAUCAUUUCGAUGAAUGACGUUGGUAGUACGCUCUCGAUUCCUGGAUAUGCGGCACGUGACACGGACGCACUGACCGGAGCCGGCACGAGUGACAAGGAUUCCAAACCAUACCUCAGCAUCGCCUAUGCUACGGGCCCUUCGUACGAUUCGUUCUACCAACCGAGCGAGGGUCGUGUUAAUCCGCUCGCCGUGCUGCAGGGCACCGCAACGCAGAAGGAACAGACAUGCAGCGCUGCCGUACCAAUGAGCGAGGGCGUCAACGGUGGGGAGGACGCUUCCGUCUACGCUACUGGGCCGUGGGCGUUCAUGUUGUCGGGUGGAUACGAGCAGAACUUCAUUGCCCAUGCCAUCACGUUCGCUUCCUGCAUUACGGACGUUUGCGGAGGAGCGUCGAGCGUUGUGGCUUCUACUGCCGUUUUACUGCUGGCUUUGAUGGUGCGUGUAUUUGUUGAUUAAUGUAUUGCUUACUACAACAACAGGAGACCACUGCAUGCUAAUCCACUUGAAGAAGCAAAACCCUAAUCCACUCUAGUGAAUUAAAAUGAUUGUUAUUUAGUUUAUCUUUCUGACCUAACAAAUUCCACUUUCUAUUCCACUUGAUAUUAAGUUUUAGAAAUCGUUCGAAUUAAAUCUAUUGUACUUAAAUCAGAAAAUAUAUUAUUUGAAAUUAUAAUGAAACUUUGAAGCAUUCUGUAGAUGACUGAACAAAAAUAUGAGUAAUGCUAAUGUUCAUAUCGAGUUAUCACAUGCUUGAAAAGACGGCAAGCGAAAUAAAAAAUGUUCAUAAUAAUAUGAAAGCAAUAUAACGCAGAAACCGCAUUUAUCUUUGAAAACAAAAAAUUAAACCGCAGAAAAGGAGGUAUUGUCUGGAAUCUUAGUCAAGUCUCCAAAAAUGAAAAUGCACAAAAAAACAACCGCACCCAAAUCUUUUCGGAGAAGAUGAAGGUAGAAAGCGGAAUAUUGCCAAAAACCUGUUCCCUGCGGUUCGAAAACUGGUAGUCCCACUCCCCAGUUAGUCGUUUGUAAUCCCUUUUUAUCUGCAUUCGUCGACAAGCGAGACAGGCCACCCGAGGCAAGCGGACGGAGAACCAGACACGUAUAUUGGCUG